Thrips palmi is the source of this 5931-nucleotide messenger RNA. Its product is annotated as Down syndrome cell adhesion molecule-like protein Dscam2. Gene Ontology annotation, biological process: axon guidance; homophilic cell-cell adhesion; dendrite self-avoidance. NCBI's taxonomy places the organism in Eukaryota, Metazoa, Arthropoda, Insecta, Thysanoptera, Thripidae. The coding region runs from base 1 to 5931 and encodes 1976 amino acids. Gene Ontology annotation, cellular component: axon; plasma membrane. The transcript has 32 exons. Gene Ontology annotation, molecular function: cell-cell adhesion mediator activity. The record is from RefSeq and is a predicted model, not a curated record.
AUGGCAGGUGACUUAAAGACUACUCGACUGGAUCUGACUGCAAGUGAGAGUCGGUGGCUUGAUGACUCAAAAGAUGUGAGGAAGGUCAACUCUGCUGUUUCAACAUUCGGCGAUGGCUACUCCCCGGCGCAGGGCCCCGUGUUCCUGGCCGAGCCGCCGCCCCUCGUGCAGUUCCUCAACUCGACGGGCGUGGUGGUGGACUGCAGUGCGGCGGGGCAGCCCGCGCCCCGGGUCACGUGGGUGGACGCGGCGGGCCAUGAGGUGCUGCACGUCCCCGGCCUCAGGGAGGUGCUGGACAACGGCAGCCUGUACUUCCCGCCCUUCCCCGCCCAGAUGCUGCGCUCCGGCCUGCACGCCAGCACGUACCGCUGCAGGGCCGCCAACGCCGUGGGCGUCGUCGUCAGCAGGGACUGCACCGUCCGCGGAGAGACGCUGCACAGCUGGUCCACGCAGGUGCACCGCGUGCAGUCCCUGGCCGGCAACGUGGCCGUGCUGCGCUGCAACAUUCCCUCCGCGGCCAGGCCACUGGUGCGCGUCGUGGGCUGGCAGCGGGACAUGGCCACCAUCCACAUGGGCACCAGCGGCAGGUACACGGCCACGUCGCAGGGGACGCUGCACGUCCGCGACGUGUCCGACGACGACGUGGGCCACACGUACUACUGCCAGACGCAGCACGUCAUCAGCGGGGACGUGCGCCUCAGCUCCGGGGCGCAGGUCAUCGUCAAAGCGUCCGAUGCGGACGUGGCGCCGCACAUCGAGUCCUCGGCCAGCACGGUGCACGCGCGGGCCGGCGCGGCCACGGAGCUAGUGUGCGCCGCCCAGGGCCACCCCCCGCCCACGUACAGGUGGUACCGCGAGGUGGGCGGCAGCCUGCUGGAGCUCGACCCGCACCACCUGCGCGCGCGCCCGCUGGACUCGGUGCUGGAGUUCCCGCGCGCGCAGCCCGAGGACAGCGGCCGGUACGCGUGCGUGGUCAGCAACCGCGUCAAGGAGGCGCGCCGCCACCUGCAGCUCGUCGUCAGCCACCCGCUCAGCGCGCACCUCCGGCCGCAGCACCAGGUGGUGGACGCGGGCAGGACGGUGGUGUUCAACUGCUCGGUGCGAGGCGGGCUCUCCGCGGGCCCGGCCUCUGUGGGCUUCCUCAAGGACGGUGAACCCGUGGUGCAGGGCGGCAGGCUUUCCGUGCACACGACACAGACCGGCAUGGACCUGGUGGUGCGGCGCGUGGUGCCCGCGGACCGCGGCAUGUACCAGUGCGUCGCCAGCAGCGGCGAGGAGACGGUGCAGGCCGCCGCCGAGCUCGCCCUGGGAGCCAUCGCCCCCGAGCUCCUGGACGGCUUCCGCGAGCAGACGCUGCAGCCGGGGCCGCCGCUGUCGCUGCACUGCGCCGUGUCGGGGCAGCCGCCGCCCAGGGUCACGUGGCUGCUGGACGGCGCCGAGCUGCCGCCCCUGCUGCAGCCCGCCUACCAGCUGGGCUCCUUCGUCACCAACCGCGGCAACGUCAUCGCCCACCUCAACGUGAGCGCCGUGCGCGUGGUGCAGGGCGGCCUCUACACCUGCCUGGCCAGGAACAUCCUCGGCGCCGUGCACCACUCCGCGCCCAUCAACGUGUACGGCCCGCCCACGGCGCGGCCGCCGCUCAACCUGACGGCCGUGGCGGACACGGACGUGUUCCUGCGCUGCCCCGUGGCCGGGUACCCCGUGACGAGCGUGACGUGGUCGCGCGCCGGCCACCGCCUGCCCGACAACAUGCGGCAGCGCGUGUUCCCCAACGGCACGCUGCUGCUGCGCGGCGUGCAGGGCUCGGCGGACCGCGGCCAGUACGCGUGCACCGUCACCAACCAGCAGGGCCAGCUCGCGUCCAGCACACUGCACCUCAACGUCAUGAAGCCGCCGGUCAUCGUGCCCUUCUCGUUCCACUCGGGGCUGGAGGACGGCAACCGGCUGCAGGUGUCGUGCAGCAUCAUGUCGGGCGACCUGCCCAUCGGCAUCGAGUGGCGCAAGGACGGGCAGCCGCUGCCGCCGGACGACAGCGUGUCGGAGCAGCAGCACCAGUUCGCCUCCAACCUGCUGUUCAGCGACCUGUCGGCGCGCCACUCGGGCAGCUACACCUGCGUGGCCAGCAACGCCGCCGCCUCCGCCAACUACACCGCGCCGCUGCUCGUGCGAGUGCGCCCCCGCUGGCUGGUGGAGCCACAGGACGUGGAGGUCCUCCACCAGGAGCCCGCCGCCGUGCACUGCCGGGCGUCCGGCUUCCCGGAGCCCACCGUCACCUGGAUGAAGGCCCCGGAGCAGGCGGCGGCCGACCCCAUGCUCACCGUGGCCGAGAACGGCAGCGUGCUGCUGGCCGCGGCGCAGCCCAUGCACGCCGGGAGGUACAUGUGCCAGGCCAGGAACGGCAUCGGGCCCGGCAUCAGCAAGGUCAUCCACCUCAGGGUCAACGUGCCGGCGCACUUCCACACGCGCUCCGUGAACGUGAGCGGCGCGGCGGGCCAGGCCGUGGUGCUGGACUGCGCCGCGUCGGGGGACCCUCCCGUCAGCAUCGCCUGGUCCACGCCGGGCGGCGGCGAGCCCUCGGCGAACCGCAUCAUGGAGACCCCGACGUCGACGGUCAGGGGCGGCCGCGGGGGGCUGAGCUCGCAGCUGCACCUGGUGGCGGAGCGGCACCACGCCGGCAUGUACCACUGCACUGCCAGCAACAAGUACGGCUCCGACUCCAUGGUGGUGUACCUCGCCGUGCAAGAGGCCCCGAGCGCGCCGUCGGGCCUGGAGGUCCUGGAGGCGGGCAGUCGCUGGCUGUCGCUGGGCUGGGCCGUGGACGGGUCCGGGGCCACGCACCACGUGAUCCAGUUCAGGAGGGAGCCGUCCUCGGCGUCGGACGCCAGUGCAGCGGACAACAGCGUGGUGUCCGCCACGCCCCCGCAGCCCCAGCCGUGGUACAACGUGACGGUGCCGGGCGGCGGGCAGCGCUCGGCCAAGGUGACGGGGCUGGACCCCGCCACCACGUACGCCAUCCGGGUGCUGGCCGCCAACGAGGUGGGCGUCGGCCCGCCCGGCAGCCCCGUCACGGCGCAGACCCUGCAGGAGGCACCGACGCUUCCCCCAGCCGACGUCACCGCAGACCCGUUCGCCCCGGAGUCUCUCACCGUCCGGUGGAAGGCCCCGUCGCUGCUGUCCUCGGCGCUGCUGGGCUACCAGGUGCGCUACCGCGCCGUCUCCCUGCCCGGGCAGCCCUCACUGAGCGCGCUCCCCGCCGCCGUGGCCCUCGCCGGCAUGGCCUCGGACCAACAGGAGCCCGACGUCGGCGUCAGCGGCGCGCCCUGGGUGUCGCGGACCGUGCGGGUGCCCACCGAGCCGCCCGGGUCGGUCCGCUGCACGCCGCUCACCUCGCAGAACGUGCGCGUGCGCUGGGAGCCGCCCCCCAAGGCGGGACGUCGCGGCAUGCUGGACGGCUACAAGGUGUUCUACCGCCGGAAGAUGCCUGCAGGGCUGCCCCCGACGGACCAACCAACCUGGAUGGCGGCCAGCCCCGAGAUGGAGGUGAAGAAGACCAUGAACCUGGAGACGAACCUGUUCGGCCUGGCCAAGUUCAGCAACUACACAGUGCAGGUGGCGGCGCUGACGAGCGCUGGCGAGGGCGUGCGCUCCGACCCCGUGCACUGUACCACGGAGGAGGACGUGCCCGGGCCUCCUGAGCAGGUGAAGGCGCUCGCCAUGUCCUCCGACAGCAUCCUGGUGACGUGGACGCGGCCGCUCGAGGCCAACGGCAACAUCGGCAAGUACCUCGUGUACAUGCGGCCAGCGUCGCCCCAGGGGCAAACCAGGGAGGUGCGCAAGGAGACGGUGUACGCGGGUGGCGACCGCGGCGCUGACCUGGCCCUGGAGGUGCGCCGCCUCAAGGAACUGGAGCGCCUGGAGCUGUGGGUGACGGCGUCCACCAGUGUGGGGGAGGGCCCGCCCAGUGCCCGUGUCAGCCAAGCGCCCGUGUCCAGAGUGCCCGCCAGGAUCGCGUCGUUCUCCCGGAGCGCCGCCUCGGGGGAGGGCCAGAUGCUGACACUGGCGUGCCGCGCCGUGGGCGUGCCCGCACCCUCCAGGACGUGGCGGGGGCCGCGCGGGCUGACGCGCGCCGUGGCCGCCAACGGCGUCAGCGGCAACGGGGAGCAGGGCGACGCGGCGGCCGGCAGGGCCGUGCUCAUCGGGGACGGCUCGCUGCGACUGGGGCCGCUGUCCGCGCAGGACGCCGGCAACUACUCCUGCCAGGCCGUCAACGUGUUCGGCAAGGACGAGAUCCACUACCGCGUCGUGGUGGUGGGCCCGCCCGCCGCGCCCGUCCUCUCGCUGGCCGCGGCCACCGACCGCACCCUGCAGCUCAAGUGGACCACCGGGUCGGGGGCGGGCGAGUCCGGCGCCCCGAUCACGGGGUACGUCCUGCAGUUCAAGCGCGAGCUGGGCGAGUGGCAGGACCGCGAGCUGGACGGCGAGCUCACGUCGUUCACGCUGACGGGGCUGCGCUGCGGCUCGCCCUACCUGCUGACCCUGGCCGCCGUCAACGGCGUGCCGGCCGCCGAGGAGGUGCUGUCCGUCAACUCGACGACGGCGUCGCUGUUCCUGGACGCGUGGCCGGUGGCGGGCUGCCCCGUCACGUACUUCGUGGUGGACUUCCGGACGCGCGAGGCGGGGGAGAGUCCCGGGCCCUGGACGCUCGUGGCGAACCGCGCCGGCCCCCAGCAGACCGUGGCCGUGGCGGGGCUGGCCCCCGCCUCCUGGUACGAGCUGCGCGUCGCCGCGCACUCCGACGCAGGCUCCACCCGCGCGCCCUUCGUGUUCGCCACCAGGACCAAGACAGGCGACCUGGUGCCGCUGGAGCUGAUGCCCGCGCUGGCGGAGGGGCCCGGCCCACUCGCCAUGCCCACGCCCAUCACCCUCCUCGUCGCCGUGGUGGCCGGCCUCGUGUGCACGGCCGCCGUCGCCGCGUGCGCCAUCAUCGCCUUCAGGAAGAGGCAAUAUGCGGGUUAUAGGAGAGGCGACGCCAAGACCAUGGACGAGCUGGAGAACCAGCGGAACCACGAACAGCACCACCAGGUGCACCACAACCACCACCACCACCACCCGAUGCCGCUGCCGCACCAGGAGCAGCUGUACUCGCCGUCGCCCGGACGCAAGGGCGGCAUCGCCUCGUCCCUCACGGGCCAGAAGGGCAGCGACACCUCGGACUACGAGAUCUGCCCCUACGCCACGUUCAGCCUGGCCAACGCGGGGCAGGGCGGCGGAGUGGGCCCCGGGACCGGGCCGGCCACGGGGUCGCUGACGCCCUCCAAGUCGCUGGCCAGCUACUCGCUGCAGCUGCACACCUUCAGCCAGCGGGACUGCUACGCCGAGGGGCCGCCGCGGCGCCACGGUCAGCACUACUCCAGGGACUCGAGGGACUCGAGGUCGCGGAGUAAGGCGUCGGCCGCGUCGGGGGCCGCCACGCCUCGGCCGUCGGACAGCGAAAUUUCGUGCAUUUCCAGCCAGCAGACGUUGCCCAUGUCGCUCGCCGUGCACCAGAGGCGCAAGACGGCCUCGCCCACGCACUGCCGGGAGCGGGGCAGCGUGUCCUCAGGAGUGGGCAGGCCCCGCAGCCUGGUGAUGGCGCCGACGCCGGGGCCUGGCGCGCGCUACGAGUCGGACAGCAGCAGCCCGAGCGACAAGCACGGCCACAACCACGGCCUGAACCACGGCCACAACCACGGCCACAACCACAUGGCGAGCUACAGCUACCGGCAGCACGCCCACACGCCGAGCCGCCGCUCCUCCAAGAGCCAGGACAACGACUCGAGCGGCGACUCCGCGGACGUCUCCCCGGAAGUGGGCCACCGGACACAGGGGCCGGCAUGCAGGUCGCUGCCGAGGCGUGCCUGCUCCAACGGCAUGGCGGGCUCUCCGGCCUAG